This is a messenger RNA of Acanthopagrus latus (yellowfin seabream), 4071 nucleotides long. RefSeq names its product adhesion G-protein coupled receptor G7-like. Gene Ontology annotation, biological process: G protein-coupled receptor signaling pathway; cell surface receptor signaling pathway. The coding region runs from base 1016 to 2236 and encodes 406 amino acids. The record is from RefSeq and is a predicted model, not a curated record. Gene Ontology annotation, cellular component: membrane. NCBI's taxonomy places the organism in Eukaryota, Metazoa, Chordata, Actinopteri, Spariformes, Sparidae. Gene Ontology annotation, molecular function: G protein-coupled receptor activity. The transcript has 15 exons.
UCCUCCUCCUCCUCCCUCCACUCCUCCUCCUCCUCCUCCUACCACUCCCCGUCCUCUGGUGUGUCAUAAUGGUGGGAUCUCCCUGGAUGGCGUCUGUGUCUGUCCUGAUGAAUGGACUGGAGAGACCUGUUCACGAGAGAAUUUUUGUCGAGCACAACAGCUGAGUGGGUUUAAUUUCCCACGCACACCCAUCGGCUGGUUUGCAUAUUCUGAGGAAGUCUGUCCAACAGGAACAAGUGGUGCUGGUAAAUCGGAGGCUUCGACCAGGUGUUCCACCAUCAACGGAUCACCCAGUUUUGAACCUAAAGUGCAGCGUCUCCAGUGUGACCAGACGCUCAGCGACAUACAACAGAAUCUCACCAGUCCAGCUGAUUUAGAGUCGCUUGCGAGCAGCACUCAAAUUCUGACCUCCCAACCUGAAGCGCUGACGGCUGAAAACGUUACAACAGCAGCUCAGAUCGUGGACAGACUGCUGCGGUCUCCUAAUGCUACAGAGAGCGUCAGGGUGGCAGCAGUCGCUACAGUCAGUCAGCUGCUGAGCGCUGCAGACGUCAGCCAGGAAAUCAACUCCACUCUGGGUCUGACAGAAACCCUGGACGAGCUCUCCGUGAACUUGACCCUCGGUCUCAACACAACUCAGUCUCAGGUGGUUCAGCCGAACCUUGUGGUCCAGUCGGCACAGAUCCCAGCUGCAGACACUCAGGGGGUCCAGUUCACCUCUCUGUCAGGAACGUCUGGAAGUUUUGUUGCUGAUCGAAUUGAGCUGAACACGAACACGUCAACUGUUGUGGUGGAAAACGGGUUUGUAGCCGACGCCCUGAUAUACGUACGAUUCCCAGCAGAAGCUGCUGGUGUUCGUCAGAAGCGGCCGAAUGUCUCGCUGGGUUUCGUCCUCUACCAGAACGACCGAUUCUUCAGGUCGAGGCGCUACAGAAGGCAGCGGGCCACCACCAGGGUGCUGUCGGCGACACUGGGAGGCCAAGAUCACAGCCUGGUGCCGGACCACGUGGAGAUAAUGUUCAGACCAACAAUGCUGAACGGGACGUCGCUGUACAACUUCGCCUGUGUUUUCUGGAACUAUGACGUGAGCGACUGGAGCACCGACGGCUGCUCCAAAGGAAACGCUUCAGACGGACUGCUGAGAUGUUUCUGCAACCACACCACCAACUUUGCUGCUCUCUGGACAUACAGAGAGAAAUACGACUAUGCAGAAGCCCUGGACUGGAUUUCCAUCGUUGGACUUUCUCUUUCUAUCGUUUGCUUGGUUGUAACGAUCGGCCACCACAUUAAAGAGAACUUUCGGAUCAACUCUAAAGAAGAGACUAACAACAUGAACUUAAAGAUCGCCCAGCUGUGUAUCUACGUCAGCCUGCUGGCCUUCAUCGUCACCUUCCUGUCUGGAGUUCAGAACUCCAGCAGACAGAACGACGCUCCGGUGGGGGUCGACGAUGCAAACAACACCAUCCUGGACUCUGAUGAGCGCGUGGAGCCGGACAGAGGCUCGUGCACGGCGGUGGCGGCUCUGCUUCACUUCUUCCUGUUGGCCACCUUCAUGUGGAACAGCGUGUACGGCACUCAGAUGGUGCUGCUGUUCUGGACAGACGGGGAACUUCCUCCAUACUGGAGUAUAAUCAGUCACACUGUUGGAUGGGGUCUGCCGGCGGUCGUCAUGGCGACCACCCUGGGAGCCACCUACAGACUGGACAGUCCUCUGGGAUACAGGCAGGAGGAGUUUUGCUGGCUUGCAGCUCUGGACAAGAACAAACAGUUUAACUUUGGGAAGCCGAUGUUUUGGGCUUUCCUGCUUCCUGUUGGCCUGAUCCUGAUCUACAACAUCCUACUGCUGGUUCUGACCACAUGGAGGACUGACAGAGAGCAGAAGAGCACCAAACCUUCGUCUCUGAGGACGAUGUUCCUCAUCAGUUUGUCUCUGGCCGUGUUGCUGGGUGUGUCCUGGACUCUGGGGUACCUGGUCCUGGCCUCUGAGGGAACCGCCCACCUGGUCUUCAGCAUCAUCUUCUGUCUCUGCACCACCACACAGGGGCUUCAGAUUUUCAUCCUCUUCACAGCCAGAACGCCGUCCUUCAGAGCCUCCGUGUCCCGGCCUGUCCGCUACAUCUCAGCCGUAAACAUGCACCUCAACAGCAGAUCCUACAGCCUGACCAAGGCCUUAUGGAGCACCGCUGGUUCUGAGUCCUACAGAGACCUGAAGGACCAGCAGGAGUCUCUGUUCUAGUCUGCAGGUACAUGGGUGUCCUUGUGGAUCACAUUCAUGUGAGAUUAUUAUUCUGCUCAUGGGAUCCCAGAGAAUCACUGAGACUUCUGACUGACACUUCAGAGGACCUGAUCAUCUCUGACAGUCCAGAACUGCAGAAUUUUAAUGUGUUUAAGUUUUCUGCACCAUCAGAAUAAUCCAGUGAUAGUUGUCUGUACAUCCACAAGUAGCCUGUGAACAGGAAGUGCUAACAGCUUAUUCAGCACACUUUCAGUGGAGAACCAAAAUAUACACGUACAUUUUGCUUCGAUGUGUCUUCUGCAGCAGCUCCAGGAUUCAGUGACGGAACUACAUUUCCCAGAAGGCAUUGUGACAGAGAAAUCAAGUGAAAGUCAAACGGAAAAAAUGCACCAAAAUGAUUGUUUUCAUCAUCACUUUGUGUUUUUUAAUGACCUGGAGGAACGAUGAUGAAAACUGAACCGGUCCACUUCUGCUUCAGCUGUUUUUGGUGGAAAUCAUUAAAAAUCUCAAAUAACUCAAGUAGGUGGAAAUGACCAAACAACAAAAAUGUCUGUUGAAUCACCCUGAAACUACCACCAUAAUUACCCCAAAUGAAUUGAAAAUGAACCCAAUAUGAUUUAGUUGUAAUAUUCUGCUGUUUUUCAACAAGCACAAAGUAAACAGCUGGUAAAUUCUUUAGUACUUUUCCAGCUGAUAACACCAUUUUAAUUUACAACUAGUUUGUGUGUAACUUCUGCAGGUCAGUGAACUGAAAUAUUAUCUGUUGAUUUGUUGUGUUGUUUUUAAAUAUCAAAAGAUUGACAUUUAACUUUAGUAGCAUGAAGACAAGUGUUAUUAGAUCUUAACAGAUGAUUAAUUAAUGAUAUUUGGAAAAACAGGGAAUUAAUCAUUUGAUUCUUGAGAUGGUGAAAAUAGUAAAUAGUUGAAAAUUGACUUCAGUUUAUUGACCUGCAGAAAUUAGUUAAUUAUUAUCUGCGUGUCGUAAAAAAGCAGAAUACUGUCAUGAAAUCAUGUUCAACAAAUACUGAGGUCGUCACUGUGGUCGCUUUGGGUCAUUUCAGAGAAAUUUCAAAUAUGUUGCUAUUGUUUGUUUUGUACGUGUGAUUUGAAACGAUUUCUGUUUCGGGGGUCAGUUUGUUCUGCAAACUGUUUUUGAUCCAAAACUCCUGUCAGGGACUCAAACGGACCCCAUGGAACAAAAAUCUCUUUUAUUCAUUUAUAAUAAAUCUGAGUAUGAACUGAAGUGGAUCAUCUUUAUAAAUCGGUGACUCUGUUUCAGCUGCAGGUGGCAGCAGCUCGACAUUUAAUAACAAAGCUGAGCAAGUUUCUGUGUGAGGGAAAGACAGACAGUACUACAGUUUUAAAUUGUACAUUUACUCAUUAAUUGUUUGUUUUUCUAUGUAUAUUUUAGCAUUGUUUUAGAUUAUUUUGUGUAUUUUCUUUAUUGUGUUUAUUCAGUUACUGUGUUUCUGCUGGAUGAAUGUUUGGUUGUACAGUUUUGUUAUUUUAAAUAAAAUGUUGUUCAUGUAUUUCAUUAACUUCCCGUUUGUUGUUCUUGAGUGACAGACGGAGAAAACAUCUUAUAUUCACUCAUCGUAUAAAAACAGGAAACUGCUGUCAUGAUAAAACUGAAUUAAGACAAAAUGAUUUAAUUUGAUUGAUGAAAUGUUCUGUUAAUGUCCUAAACUGGGCUUUCAGAUUGUUUAUAUUAUUGAAAACUAACUGAGGGUCUGAACUGGUGUCAUACUGGUUGUUUGUGCUAUAAACACCAUUUUAAAAUCAGCCUGUACAUAAUAAAACUAUUAUUUUAUAUUAUUAAAUGGUUUUUGAAUGUC